Messenger RNA from Letharia columbiana, 369 nucleotides. RefSeq lists its product as uncharacterized. The transcript has a single exon. NCBI's taxonomy places the organism in Eukaryota, Fungi, Ascomycota, Lecanoromycetes, Lecanorales, Parmeliaceae. The record is from RefSeq and is a predicted model, not a curated record. The coding region runs from base 1 to 369 and encodes 122 amino acids.
AUGGCAGUGAUCUGUGAGGCUACCAUUGACGGUUUCACGGGGACCCAAAUUCUUCACGAUAUUCUUCACAUCCAAUUCGGCUGUUUCGAACUGGACAUGAUUGGACCAUUACGAAGCUACACUCCCCCAAAACUGAGGGCGUUCAACGGAUUUCGUAAUAUAGUUGUGGAAGUCUUGCUUGAAGAUGAAUAUGACACUGGUAUGCAGGAGGUCAUAGCAGGGUUCGAGCGGGUCAAACAGGGAAUAAAAGACGCAAUGGAACCCACCUUGGGUCUGCUACGACUCGCAACAUCGAAUACCAAAUUUACCUUGAUGUCCAUCCACGCGAGCACGUGCCAGCAAUUCUCAGAGCCCAGGCUCAGCAAUUGA